AUGAAACUCUUUGGUAAACCAAAACCAAAACAAGAUACUCAAGAAACAAUUGGUAAACUUAGAUUAACAUUAGAUAUGCUUGAAAAAAGGCAAACAUUUUUACAAGAUAAAUUAGAAAAAGAACAAGAAAAAGCAAAGGUCUUAGUCAGCCAAAAAAGAAAGAGAGAAGCAUUAUUAUGUUUAAAAAAGAGAAAUAAUUUUCAAAAUGAGGUUACAAAAUUACAAGGUUCAUAUGAUACAUUAAAUCAACAAAUUUUUGCAUUAGAGAAUGCAAAGAUGAAUAUGGAAAUUAUGAAUUCAAUGAGAGAUGGUGCAAGAUCAUUAAGAGAAUUACAUGGUCACCUUACUAUCGAUAAAGUUGAUGACGUAAUUGAAGAGAUUCAAGAGCAAAUGGAAAUUCACGAAGAAAUUUCAAAUGCUAUCAGUCAACCAUUAGGUAACCAAGUUGAAGAUGAAGAAGAAUUACUAAGAGAAUUAGCUGAAUAUGAGCAAGAAGAAUUAGAUGCUCAAUUACUUAAUAUUAAAGCACCUUCAAGAGAAUUACCACAAGAAAUUCAAGUAAAUUUCCCAACUAUUUCAAAAACUGUACCAAAACUUUCAAAAGAAGAAGAAGAGAUUAGAGCUUUGGAAGAAUCUUUAGCAAUGUAA
This is a messenger RNA of Dictyostelium discoideum AX4, 648 nucleotides long. It is a transcript of the gene vps32, whose product is annotated as SNF7 family protein. The record is from RefSeq and is a predicted model, not a curated record. NCBI's taxonomy places the organism in Eukaryota, Evosea, Eumycetozoa, Dictyosteliales, Dictyosteliaceae. The transcript has 3 exons. Bases 1 to 648 code for a protein of 215 amino acids.